Molecule: messenger RNA, 5337 nt
Organism: Acanthosepion pharaonis
Lineage: Eukaryota; Metazoa; Mollusca; Cephalopoda; Sepiida; Sepiidae
Source: the annotation of a GenBank genome assembly
AUGCAAAAUCUGCCGAAAUUUGUUCCGUGUUAUGACCAGUUUCCUAAACCACAAAAAGGUCCAUUGCCUUCAGUGGACAGUGCAAACCAGAAAAAAGCUGAAGCUCCACCACCCUCAAAGAAGCAAAAGACAGAAGGACAUAGCAUCAGUCCUAGCAAAAAAGUAGUUCAAGAGCUAAAAGAAAAAGUUACCCCCAUAAUUACUACUUCGGUUAUUUCUGCAUCAACUCCCUCCCCUGCUCUUGCCCAACCUGCUUCUAUUCUUUCACCUCAGAUUGCUACAACAGUGCCUACUAUUGCACCUCCUACAUCUCUUGACACUACUGUAUUUACUCCUGAAUCACCUAUGACUGCUGCACCCCAGACCACUAUUUCCGGCUACUGUUCCUGCACCUGCGACCGUUCCAACUGCCAUUUCCGUGCCUGCGACUGCGCCAGCUGUCGUUCCCGCGCCUGCGACCGCUGUCGUUCCCGCGCCUGCGACCGCUCCAGCUGCCAUUCCCGCGUCUGCGACCGCUCCAGCUGCCGUUCCAACGCAUGUGGCCGUUCCUGCGCCUGCGACCACUCCAGCUGCCAUUCCUGCGCCUGUGACCGCCUCAGUGGCCGCUCCAGCUGCCAUUCCCGCGACUGUGACCGCCUCAGUGGCCGCUCCAGCUGCCGUUCCCGCGUCUGUGACCGCCUCAGUGGCCGCUCCAGCUGCCGUUCCCGCGUCUGUGACCGCCUCAGUGGCGCUCGCGUCUGUGACCGCCUCACUGGCGCUCCAGCUGCGUUCCCGCCUGUAACCCGCCUCACUGGCCGCUCCAGCUGCCGUUCAGCGCCUGUGACGCCUCACUGGCGCUCCGCUGCGUUCCGCCUGCCCACCUCCUCAGUGUCCGCUCCAGCUGCCGUUCCCGCGCCUGUGACCUCCUCAGUGUCCGCUCCAGCUGCGUUCCCGCCUGUGACCUCCUCAGUGUCCGCUCCAGCUGCCCGUUCCAGCGCCUCGCCUGUGGCCGCCUCAGUGUCCGCUCCAGCUGCCGUUCCGCGCCUGUGUCCGCUCCAGCUGCCCGUUCCCGCGCCUGUGUCCUCCAGCUGCGUUCCAAUAAAGUGUCGCUCCAGCUGCGUUCCCAGCGCCUGUGUCCGCUCCAGCUGCCGUUCCCGCGCCUGUGUCCGCUCCAGCUGCCGUUCCCGCGCCUGUGUCCGCUCCAGCUGCCGUUCCCGCGCCUGUGUCCGCUGCCGUUCCCGCGCCUGUGUCCGCUGCCGUUCCCGCGCCUGUGUCCGCUCCCGCUGCCGUUCCCGCGUCAGUGGCCGCUCCAGCUGCUGUUCCUACACCCGGAGCACCUGCAUCCACUCCUGCUACUGUUCUUUCACCUGCAGCUGCUCCAGUUUCAGUUUCUACUUGUGUGGCCACACCUGCUACAGUUCCCACUCCAGUAGGCACGCUUACCGCCACUGUUUCCACACCUACCGCCACUGUUUCCACCUACCCACUUUCCCACACCUGUGGCCAUGGAAGGCUGCAGUUCCCACACCUGCCACCGUUCCCACACUUGUGACAGCUCCUGCUACCGCAGUUCCCGUACCUGUAGUGGCUCCUGCUGCUGCAGUUCCCCCACUUGCAGCCACUCCUGCUACAACAGUUCCCUCACUUGUGGCCAUUCCUACACCUGCAGCCAUGCCUGCUACCGUUCCAGCCCCUGUGGCUACUCCUGCUACUGUACCAACUCCUGUGGCUACAUCUGCAACUGUUACCUCUACUGCACCUAUGCUUACUCUAGCAUCUGCUCCUACUCCUGUAUCUACUUUAGCACCAGCUCUUAUUCCAUCUCUGUCACCUGCUCCAUCUGCACUUACUAUUUCUACUGUAGCACCCGUGUCUUCUGUUUCUUCUCUAACCCCAGCACCUACUCCUGCUCCAGCACCUAUUCCUUCUACUAUUGUCUCUGAUCCCACUCCUGCGACUACACCUGCUCUUACUCAAGAGUCUGCUCCUGCUCUUGCACCAGCGACUACUCUUAUGUCGACUCCUGCACUUCCCGAACUUACUCUUGGACCUAAAGUUUCUUCUGCUACUCCUAUUCCUAUACUUGCUCCCACACCUGCUCCUCUUACUACUACUACUACUACUACUGCUGCUGCAACUUCAGUAGACGAAAAGGCAGAUAUCCAGGGUGAUCAGGAUAAACAACCAGUGCUUGAAAAACCAGAACCUAUAUCUGUUGAGAAUAAAUCUGAUGAACCUCCAGUUCUUACUCCAGAAAAGGUUAGUCCUUCUGAACCAAUAGAGAUCCCAAACCAGAAGCAGGCUGAUGCUUCUGAUACACUGAAUCCAUUAAUAGCUGGAGUUCUUGAUGCCUAUCAACGUUACAAAGAUAAAAAUCAACCUCUUCUAGAGAUGAAUGAGGAUGUUGAAAAACAGAAGGUUGAUGAUACAACAGCAGCAACAAAUCCUGCUACUGAAGAAGCACCAAUGGCCAAAAGUGACAGUGUUGAGAUUAAAGAGGAUAAGGAAGGAGGUGUUUCUGUAGAAUCGGAUGAUAAACACAAAAGUAUGAAUGAAGAUGACUUAGAUGAUGAUCCAGAGCGGUAUGAGCUAAGAAAUCGGCUUCGCUGUCCUGAUUGUGGCCUAGAGCUUACCAACAUGAGUAAGCUUGCACAGCACAUGUCUAAACACUUGGCUGAUGCUAAAGGUCACUUUGUCUGUCCAAUCUGUCAAAAGGAGACUCGCCUUGAAACCUUUUCAGAGCUCAUUCUUCACUUGAGAGAUCCCCAUUUCCUCAAAGAUAAACAGCUGCUCCCUAUGUGGCGAAAUUUGAUGAAAAACUGUUGGGUUGAUGAGAAAGAUAUGUCAGCUACUUUCCCUGUAAUUGAAGCAGUCAAACGUUCUGAACGCAGCAAGGACAAUGAGUUGCCUGAAAAGAACUAUAAGUGUCCCUACUGUAAAAAAAAACCUAAAAUUCUACGUUACUUUUCUGGAUUGAUUGGACACUUGCGGUCAGAACAUGGGUUGAAGCGAUGCCAAUUGCAGAAGAUGCAAGCCAAACUCCGCAAGACAUCGGUAGUUGAAGUGAAACAUAAAAAGAUCAAAAAGAAAUGUAUGCUGUUUAAGUGCUCUUUCUGCUUUAAGACAUUUACCAAGAAAAGUUCUAUCAAGGUUCAUGUCAAGUCAUGCCGAAAGCGAACAGAGAGUACAGUGAAAGAUAGCACCUCAAAAAAACGCAGAGGACGUCCUAAAACUUUCACCAAAAUUGUGGCUUUCAAGACUGUUGGUGAGAAGAAAUCUAUCAGUGACAAUUCUAUUUCAAUGUCAACAGCAGGCGGUGAGGUAUCUAGUGAACAUUCUGAGCAUACACCUCUUGCCACUUCAUCAGCUGGCGACCAGUCAACCAGCAUGAGUACUGCUGUUAAUACUCCAAGGCUGGCAAGUGGAUCCUUUAACACUUCAAAUAAAGAUGGCAACUCUGAUCAGAAUUACUCGUUCACUACCAACAUGAUCCAACCUGUCAAGCUUGAAACAUUUUGGGUGUCAAAAGCACCUGGCAAGCCAUCAGAAUGUAUCAAGUCUACGGUCACCAACUUGGAGAAGUUGCGCACGACCCCAAGCAAAAUGUUCAAAUCAUCAGAGCUUGCAAAGAUUGGUAACUUUCAGUGUUACUCUUGCAAUCGCUAUUACUCAUUCCGGCAGCAUUUUGAGAGGCAUGUCCAGUUGUGCAACCACAAUCGCAAGAUUGAGGAGAUCUCUGACUUCCAAACACUUCGAUGCUUGGAAUGUAACCAGUCAUUUUCCUACUUGCAGCACCUGAAGCGCCAUGCUGCUAAGCAUCUUGGGCUUGAUCGAUUCAAGUGUAAACUUUGCAAUUAUUCCAGCUACUAUUGGUCUGACACAAAGUACCACCUGACCUCCCACAAGGGGGUCAACCUGAAACAUCCAGAGUACUAUAUUCUCAAUGUGAGUUCUGAUUGUGUUGCCUUGAAAUCUGAUAACACCAAUGAGUGGGAAAGGUCACCAGCUAAGACCUGGGAUACUCCACGGACUGUCCUGAAAAGAGUGGCUGAAUCACCUUCAUUAGUUUCCACUGGUAGCAGUAGCAGUGGCUCUGGUGUUGUAAAGACACUUGUUUUGACUGAACAAGAUGGCAUGCUAAAAGUAGUUAGUGAUCCAAAUCAAAUUGCCAAGAUGGUUAAUCAGCAAGGGUCUCCACCAUUGAAAAGGCUCAGAAUUUCAGCGGAUGCCAGCCAGGCUCCAGCCAUCAUAAAAGCCUUACCUGACAUUCAGAAGGCGGUGUUAUCUCCUGGCCUGAAGAUUGAGAAAAGAGAAUCAACUCUCAUGACCAAGAACCUUCCUUCACCCACACUUAGUGACCCAACUCCAACUAGUGAGGUAUUUGAGCCUGCUGUUGACCCUGACAAGCAGCACAUAUCUUGGGUGCGCAAACCCCUAAAGGAUCCCGAUGCACUUCCCUUCAAAUGGGAUGAUGAUGAUGAAGCGGAUGGUGAGGCUAUAGAAAAUAAUAGCAGUAUUUCUGUUAGCAUUGCCUCUACCCCCACUAGUACCACAUCCACUACUACCUCCUCUACCCCCACUAGCACAGCUGCCACCAAUAUCACUGUACAGAGUAGUUCUGUUGAAAAUGAAAAAUUGAGAGAAAACAGUCUGGCAUCUGGUGUAAGCUCAAAGACAACAUCAAUAUCUGAAACUGAAAGCAAAUCCACCAGCCUGGCUGAUAAACCGGUGCCUGAAAAUUUCUCUGAGCCGCCCAUAUUAACAAAGGAAGUUUCAAUUGUGAAGAGUUCUCUUGGCAAAGAGAAGGAUGAUCUCCAAAUGCCACGAAUCUCUGCUUCUGAUGUUACUGUUCCAGACACCUCCACAUCACAAGAAUCUGUAGUGACAUUCAUGCUUAAUGAGAAUAAUGAGCUUUUGCUCAUUUCACCUGAAGGCAGUGGUGGCAGCAGCAGCAGCAGUGGUGGUGGUGGUGGUAGUGCCCACAGCAGUAGUCAGCAUGUAGUGGUUUCCAACAAAGACUUUUUUAGCGUCUCUCACCCAUCGUCCUCCAGCCCCUCUUCCACCUCUACUUCCACUACUAUGUCACCAUUUGGGUCUUCAGUCUCAUCAGCAAAAGUGAUGAACAAGCCAAAAACCUACUGGGACCUUCAGCAUAAGAAUACUCUCCGGCGUCUGCCAAACCGCGGUCUCGUGUCUACAUCAAAUUUGUCAUUCCCGUCAGCAUCACGCCGAGUGACCAAAUCUCCAAAUGCACCCCCUAUCAUGCCCACAGUGACAUCAUCAACUUCCACUUCCUUGCAAACUUCUACGGUUGCUUCAUCAUCAUCGAGUUCUUCUACUGGAACUAGUGAAAAGUAA